Messenger RNA from Aspergillus novofumigatus IBT 16806, 1170 nucleotides. Its product is annotated as oxidoreductase, short-chain dehydrogenase/reductase family. The record is from RefSeq and is a predicted model, not a curated record. Gene Ontology annotation, molecular function: oxidoreductase activity. The transcript has 4 exons. Bases 254 to 1099 code for a protein of 281 amino acids. NCBI's taxonomy places the organism in Eukaryota, Fungi, Ascomycota, Eurotiomycetes, Eurotiales, Aspergillaceae.
UUCAAUUCAUUGAAUUCAUUCAAUUCAUUUUGUUUACUCUUGAAGUUACUUCACACAGUCUCUACCAAUCAUGUCCCUCCCCCUGAUCAAAUAAUCCUUCCUCUGCCGAACGGUCCGAACCUCGGCCAGUCGGUCCAAAGACUCCAAACGUGGGGAAGUUGGGGUCACUGCUAUAAACAUGGAGAGCUCUUGUCUCAAUACAUUUACUACUGAUCCAAGCAUCACUAUCUAUCUAUUACCCGUCUAAAUCAAGAUGUCCGCCGAAGAACAAGUCCGUCUCGAUAACUUUGACUCUAUCUUCUCCCUCGAUGGCAAAGUCGCUGUUGUCACCGGCGGUUCAAGAGGCCUCGGUCUCCAUGCGGCCAGUGGCCUCCUCCAAGCGGGCUGCUCAAAGGUCUACAUCACCUCCCGUAAAGCCAAAGCCUGCGACGAGGCCGUUGCCGCACUGAAUGCCCUCCCCAAUAAACGCCCCGGCGCGGUAGCCAUUGCUGUCCCCGCCGACAACGCGCGCAUGGACGACCUGGACCGACUUGUCGCCGAGGUCAAGAAGACAACCGAUCAUGUUGAUAUUCUCUUUGCAAACGCGGGCGCUACCUGGGGCGAGCGGUUCGAAAAGUAUCCCGAGCCUGCCUUUUCCAAGGUGAUGGAUCUGAACGUGAAGAGUGUGUUUUAUUUGGUGCAGAAGUUUGGCCCCCUACUCACGGUCAAAGCAACUCGCGACUCGCCCUCGCGCGUCAUCGUCACCGGCUCCGUCGCCGGCAUCGGGGUCGGUUCCCUCGGCGAGAAUGCCACCUUUGCCUACUCUGCCUCCAAAGCGGCUGUGAUUCAUCUGGCCAAGAACCUGGCGGUUGAGCUGGGUCCCCGGGGCAUCCUGUGCAAUGCGAUAGCCCCUGGCUUCUACCCGUCCAAGAUGGCCAAUGGGUUGAUUGAGAUGCAGGGAGGCAUCAAGCAGAUGGAGGAGCACUCGCCCAACCGGCGACUAGGCAGACCGGAGGAUAUUGCUGGACUGGUGGUGUUCUUGUCCAGCCGUGCAGCCAGUCAUUUGAAUGGGGCUGUCAUUGUGACUGAUGGAGGAGCCGUACUGAAGGGACGACUAUAAAACUUGUCUGUAGAUUAUGAUUAUAUACAAACUACAUCGCUACAGCUUGGCAACUGUCUUGUGCUCCUCUG